Molecule: messenger RNA, 234 nt
Organism: Penicillium taxi
Lineage: Eukaryota; Fungi; Ascomycota; Eurotiomycetes; Eurotiales; Aspergillaceae
Exons: 1
Coding region: 1-234 (77 amino acids)
Source: RefSeq, a predicted model, not a curated record
AUGGCACCUUCUAUCAUGUUGCGUGGGCUAGGAGCCUGGGACAAUAAAGCCACAACAGAUUAUAUGCCUACAAACAUCAGCCUCCGGAUCAAGGUUCAGACUUCAGAGUUGAUCUAUUUCACCGAGGCUCUUACGAAAGCCAUCACUGAUUCUUCGGAGCGCGAGCUAAAGAAUUAUCCUAAAUAUACGGCACCAUCGAUAAAGCGCCUACAGACAUGCUACUUAGUGAUGUAG